AUGGUUCCGCCAACGGACGGACGCGAGAAUGAUCCAUUGCAACGAUGGAAAGGAGCACCAGUUGCAUUCUGGGGUGUUGGUGGGACGAUGGUAACAGCUUUCCCUAAAGACAUACCAAGUAUUAAAGACACCGAUCCUCUCGAGGAACGACUCGCCAAAUUCCCAGGGCCAUUAAAGGGCAAGUCUAAGAAGAAGGAAACCAUCUCGUGGCUCAGUACUGGCAUUGAAGAGCUUGAGAAGAAUCUUCCUAGUCCAUCAUUCCAGACCCAGAUUUCACACGAACAUAAGCGUGCCGAAGAGCGUGUUUUGUUGUGGAAGAUUCUUAGACUAUUUGUUGAGUAUGACGGUGUGCUUGAAGGGAAUGCAGCUGUGGACAAGGCAGUUCGCGAUGUGCUAAGCCCAGGAAGCGAUGGCUCGAAAGACGUUUUGUCUCCGAUUUAUGCCACAGGCGCAGAGUCAACCGGCCUUCACGAGUCGUCUACUACACAGAUGCAGGCGGAUUCAGUCGACUCAACCACAAUCGAACAGAUCAAAAACUCUCUUGUGAGCGGAGAUCGCGAACAGGCUGUGUGGGCUGCUGCUGAUAAACGAUUAUGGGGCCAUGCACUGCUUAUCGCCAAUACAGUCUCCCCUGACUUGUAUCACAAGGUGUCGCAGGAAUUCAUCAAGAAGGAGGUCAACAUCGCUGGCCAUAACAAUGAAUCACUUGCAGCUCUAUAUGCCGUUCUAUCAGGGAACCAUGAGGAGUCCGUAGAUGAGUUGGUACCGGUCCACGCGAGAGCAGGUCUACAAAUGGUGUCCAAAUCUUUGUCAACGGGUCCGGCCAAAGCAGGUCUAGAGGGCCUUGACAAAUGGCGCGAAACCCUCACACUCAUACUAAGCAAUCGGAGCUCCGAUGAUACCCGUGCCUUGAACUCGCUUGGAAACCUGCUCUCCGGUUAUGGCAGAGCUGAAGCAGCUCAUAUAUGCUUCAUAUUUGCUCGAAACAAUGCUGUCUUUGGAGGUCUCGACGAUCCCCAGUCAAGUUUCGUUCUCGUUGGUGCAGAUCAUAAAAGGCAGGCCGAGCAAUUCGCCAAGGAGACGGAGCCUCUCCUGCUAAGUGAAGUCUACGAGUAUGGCCUUAGCUUGGCUGGAACAUCAAACAUCGGGGUCAGCUGUCCCCAUCUGGCUGCAUACAAGUUUCAACAUGCUAUGACCUUGGCAGAGUAUGGCUUCAGAGACAAAGCUUUGCAAUACUGCGAAGUGAUUUUCAACGCUAUCAACUCGCAAACAAGGAGGUCUCCCUACCAUCACGCAGUUCUGGAAGGGGCUGUUGAGGACCUUAUGAAGAGACUCAAACAAGCUCCGAAGGAAGAGUCAGGGUCGUGGAUCCCUAAGCCAAGCUACUCUCCUUACGCGCCACAAGCGCCGUCCGGCGGUGCUUCACCGUACGCACCAGCCGAACCUGCUCCUGAAACAAAAGAGGGAGGGAUUGGAACUGAUUCCACUCCAAGCUAUGGCUACCAGCCACCCUCCUAUGGCUAUGAGCCUCCAUCUUUAACUACUCCAGAGGAAUCUCAAUCACAGGCUCCUGAGCAUACUAGUAGCGGUGGAUACGAGCCUCCAUCUUACCAGCCUUAUGGAUAUGAGCCGCCUUCCUAUGAAGCCAACCCAGAGCCAACAAAUGAUGAUGGUGAUUCUGGAUCAGAAAAGGCCAAACCUAAGAAGAGCUUUAUGGAUGAUGAGGACGAUGAUAUUCCAGCAUUGCGCUCUCAAACACCUGGAGAAAAGUCAAAGGCGGAGAAGGACAAGGAGAACGAGGAACUUUUCCGCAAAGCAGCAGAAGAGGACGCGAAACGAGCAGCAGCCGAGAAGGAAGCCAAAGCCAAGAAAGGUUGGGGCUUUGGCGGCUGGUUUGGCGGUGCCAAGAAAGAGACUUUGGAGAACUCGCCAAACAAGCCUGUCCGUGCCAACCUUGGUGAACAAAGCAGCUUCUACUAUGAUCCCGAUCAGAAGCGGUGGAUCAACAAGAAGGCUGGUGCGGAAGACAACGCACCAAAGAAAGCCACCCCCCCGCCACCCAGGGGUAUUCCACGAUCAGCUACAGGGACACCUCCUCUCCCGGCUGCCACCUCCAUGCCAGAGCUGGGUCGAGCUAGCGCCCCUCCACCUCGAACUACAUUGACCCCUUCGCCCUUAAGCAAUCCGAAUGGACCACCAUCUAACCUAGCGGCUCCUCCAUUAAUGGCAAGAUCCGUGUCCAAUACCAGCGCACCGGGUGCUCCUCCCAGCGGCCCGCCUAGUCGUCCAACCACUAGCAUGAGCAACGCAAGCAGUAUAGACGACCUUCUCGGCGCUGCCGGCACCACCAAGCGUGGGCCCAAGAAGCCGAAGAAGGGCGGUCGUUAUGUUGAUGUCAUGGCGAAGUGA
This is a messenger RNA of Phaeoacremonium minimum UCRPA7, 2409 nucleotides long. Its product is annotated as putative copii coat assembly protein sec16 protein. Gene Ontology annotation, biological process: autophagy; COPII vesicle coat assembly; Golgi organization. The coding region runs from base 1 to 2409 and encodes 802 amino acids. Gene Ontology annotation, cellular component: endoplasmic reticulum exit site; ER to Golgi transport vesicle membrane. The transcript has 4 exons. Lineage: Eukaryota; Fungi; Ascomycota; Sordariomycetes; Togniniales; Togniniaceae. The record is from RefSeq and is a predicted model, not a curated record.